This is a messenger RNA of Xyrichtys novacula (pearly razorfish), 19884 nucleotides long. The record is from the annotation of a GenBank genome assembly. NCBI's taxonomy places the organism in Eukaryota, Metazoa, Chordata, Actinopteri, Labriformes, Labridae.
AGUCUUUGCACCUCUUCUUCUUCUUCACCUCCGGCUGCAGCACCUCGGUUUGUCUCUGGUCUCUGUUAAAAAACAUGAAGGUUGAUUUUGCACCUCUGCAUACCCCGUUCCACAGGAGGCUGCAGACAGCCGCUGUGCUGCAGUGGGUCUACUCCUUCCUGGCCCUUGGUAAGUUUAAACGUCUUUAUUCAAAUCAGGUUAAUACUCUAACAAAUUCAAAGCAUGAAUCGUAACACACCUGCAGAUAUUCUUUCAGAUUUUUUCACAGUAUGUUUUAAAAGUUCGUGGCCUUGACUUGUUAUGCAAGUGAAACAAGAGUUUUUUUGAAAAGUGACAUAACUGUUGAGCAGCCCAAAGAGGGAGCCAAACAGACCUGGUCUGAGCAGAGAGCUCUCUUUCACUCCUUGUUUUUGCUCUUAAAGCUCCUGUGAAGAACUUGGGGUUUGUAUUAAAUCUGUCUCCCCCUGUGGUUGACGUAGUCUUUGUUACCUUGUGCUCUACUUACUAAAGUUGCAUUUCUUGACUACAAUCCCAUCCUGCAGACUUUUGACAGUCAAAUGUUUUAUUUAUUGUAGAUAAUUGUAAUGGAAAUUGCAAAACCAGGGCUGUUUCUUCAUUUCACACUUAAAUAUAAAUAUAGAUAUUGUUGGCACAUUGUUGACUCAUUUUUUUAGUAAAUAUUGCUUCCCUCUAUUUAAAAAAAGUGGCUGCAGCUUUUAAUCUUUUGUCCAACAUUAUCUUUUUUUUUUUAACCAUUGUGCUUCCUUGUUAGUGACAUUUUAUAACCUCUUAACAGCAGCAGGUUGUUUUCAGGUGCUACAGCUGAUUGUGGCCAGAGGUCAGAGUUGAUCAGAGUUGGUAGGUCAUGUUGAGGGCAAAUGAAGCAAUGCCUCAGGAUAGCCAGUUAAGGCAGGAAACACCAGCUGCACUGAUUCCACAUUUUACAUCUGAUAAAUGCAUCCUUCCAGUUUAAGAGUCAAUUCACUCUGCAAGAUUUUUAGUCUCUUCUGUUCUAUUAUUGCAUCUGCUACUUUAAACUCUCUGCAUUAGUGCUUCUCUAGCAGAAACCUGCAGGCUUCAAGUGGAGGUUUGACAUUCCCAUGACUGACUUUCUGAAAGUUGUGCAUGAAACAUAAAUCUGCAAGAAGUGUCAUGGUCAGAGUCUAGAUGCCAAACACAAACAACAUUCUGAUGUUGUGGCAAGAGGGCCAAUGCAAAUGCAAAUAACCAAAGUUUGUCAUAUUUUUUUUUUUUUCGCAUUUUGCAGAUUAGAUUGUGAUGUAUAAAAAGGUUUUCCCUCUUAUUUUGUUUUUCUUACCCCAUUUUUCCUGUUUUCCAUCUCCCCUCACACCUCUUGCUAAUUUCCUUUCUGCAAAAAGCUCCAAGAUGUUGAACAUAUUUUUUACAUACAACUGUUGAGAUGUGUUGCAAUAUUUAGGAAUGACAAACAGACAGAUGUCCACUGGUGUCCAACUCAAACCAACCUUUUUGCCACAUUUGGCAUAAUUUUUACAUUUUAAUCUUACCUCUGGUGUUUCCUCAUUAUGAUCUGAUGAUAGCGUUUCCUAACCUCCUCAGGUCAUUCUGUGCUGUUUAAAUUAUAUUUAUUUAGUUAUUUGUAAAAUGUGCAACUAUAAAUAUCUAUAUGUACAUGUAUUGGUGUGUGUAUGAAUAUGUGUGUAUGUAUUGUAUGCAUGUGCGUGUGUGUAUGUUUGAUUAUGUUUAUCAACUUUAACGUAUUUCUUUUUUUAACACUUUAAUGAUUCAGGUUUUUUUUUAAAUGAUUUUAAUGAUUUUCUUUGUGCUACAUCUUAAUGUAUGGAAAGUGCUUUACAAAUAAAGUCUGAUUGAUCGAUUGAUUGAUUUGGCUGCCUCAAAAGAGAGGUACUAGGUCUCUCCAUAAUCUUACAUUACAUUUACAUUAUACCUCUAAACCAUUUUUGUUUGGUUGAUUUACAGGAAAAUGUUCCUGAAGCAGGAAUCAACAAUAGAGGCUAUAGAUUCAUGUUAUCCAUCAUUGUUUUCUGAUUCAACAGGGGUGUGAAUAUGCUGUGAGAUUGAGGUCAACAUCCUUCUCCAAACCUUCAUUUAACAUUUCAGUAGAAGUGCAUCUUAACAGACUGAUAUCCUCUGUUGAAUGAUUCUCUCAGCAUCCAGGUGUCCUGCUCUCCUUGUGCUUGCACUGCAAAAUUGUUUAUAUCUUGGAGAAAAAAAAGGAGCGCUGCUUGAUCGAGCACCACCUUUUUUUUAAAGCAUUUUUACUGACUGUGGAGUUCAGGGGCGAAAGUUUGGCAGCUGAACAAUGCUGACUGUGUGCAAACAUAGAGAAAGCGUAAGACUUGAGCUUAAAAUAAAAAAGAAAACUGCUGCAUAAUGGUUAAUUAUGAAAGUACAUUGACUUCAAGAAGCUGUGUGUCCUACAGCAUGACUCCUCUUUCACAAACCACUGGAGCCAAAGCUUAUGUCAUCACCAGCAGACCUGAUGCUUACUGUGACAUUUGUUUAACAGCUGCUUUUAGACAAACACAUGACUAUCUAGUAACCAUCUAUAUCCUGGGUGUUAAUUUGGUUAUAUAACCAGAGAAAGGUUUUACUGUAUUGACUAACACAAGGGCUUACACCUCAGGGAGUGAAAUUAUCCCCACAAAACAGCUAGAAACCCUGAAUAACCCACACAGAGCAGAGUUUGAAGGGGAUGUUGCCAUCCAGGGAAAAACAGGACAUCUUUAGACUUCUAGGAAGUGCUAACAUUAUGUCAUUUACUUACUUAAUUUUACUUUGACUCUGAAUCACUUUAUCCAUGUUAAAUCUAACUUUCUGAUGCAUGAAAUGACACCAACACAGUAUUUAAGGUUUUUCUUUUAUUGUCAUGCAAAAAUAGGGAAAAUCACAAUCAGGUUAAAUUAAGAUAAUUCAAUUUGUCUCAGGUUUUUGAAAAUGAAAAUACAAAGUGCUCUAUGCCUACCAAAGCAUACAAUGUCUGGAUAGAUAUUAUCAAGUCCACUCCUCCAUCCUGCUGCAGCAAUUUACCUGUGUUUUCUGUCCUCAGCCCCCACCUGCAUCGUCCUCUUCUUCUACCUGCUCUUCACCCGUUUCUGGUUGAUCAGUGUGCUGUACUCCAUCUGGUGGUUCUUUGACUAUGACACUCCUGCACGAGGUGGCCGCAGGGUGCCCUACUUAUGUGGGCUCAAAGUCUGGGAAUACAUGCGGGAUUACUUCCCCAUCAAGGUGAGAGGGAGAGCUUGUGAUCUGUGUUGUGUGUGGCCAACAUUUCAAUCAGGAGAAGCUCUGUAAAAGCACUUUUACUGGCCUUUCAAUAGAGGGAGAUUUAUGUCUCUUAUUCAGUUCUGAAUCUCCUAUAGCCAUUUUCUCUGUCCUCUAAUCUUAAACUUCGCUCUCAAGCUUAAAAACUGAACCUUUAUGGAUUCAGAAAAUGUCUGGCAUAAGCAAGUGAGUCUGUGAGGGCUUCAGAUUGCAGAUCUAUUAAAUAGGACCACUUGUGAAUUCCUCUACUGCUCACCAAAGACAUAUACAGCUGCCUGAACUCUACAGGUUAUCCAGGUGAGCGAUGGCAUCCUCUGGUUUGUUAAGUGGGUGUCCUCCAUCUUCUUAACACCUCCAGGGGGAUCAGCAGUUAAUCCUGUCAUCCCAAUUUACCCCCUGGAUGCCAGAUAUAAAUUUCUGACAACCUGGUUAAAGUUGACACACCCUGCUUACUUAAUUGGCAUCUUCCUACAGUGUUUGCAUGUUUGAAUAUGAAUUAUGUGCAGUUUUCCUCUUGAACCAUCACUUUUUAUGUACAUUUACUUCUAACAACUAUGUAAAGAACAUGAAGUGGAGCUCUCAGCUUCUCCAACAACAGUGGAUACUUUGAUUUUAUUUAUUUACUUUUAGGAUCAAGGAUUUACCAUGAUGAUGAGCUAAGGGCAAAACUAAUCAAACCUGGAGGGAAACAGACAUUGCAACCACAUGGUUGGAGGUGACAUAGACAUUAAGACAUUAAGAGGAAUACUGGAUUUCUCCCAAAUGCUGACUUUUGAGUCGGUGGUCUGACGUUAACACCAUCGUCAAAACAAAACUGAGGGACCCACUCCUUUUGUGCCCCACUUUACAAAAGUGCCAUAGUAACCAGUCACACACACAGAAAUCUGAGCGCUUAAACACCCUGAGUUUGCCUUUACCAUGCUCACUUAUUUUUUCUUUCUUUUCUUUUUGUUAAAAGUAAACGUUCUGUCAUUCCACCUUUUUCAGUCCUGUCAAGUCAUCUACUGAUGAGUCAAAUUUUCUAUUCCUCAGUGUUAAUAUAUUGAAGUAUCUUCACAUAAUCAGUCAACAAAUGAAGUAUUAAAGUCUCACAGUAGCUGGUGAUGUACCACAAGUCUCUUAAAAUUAGGCAGCAUGAUUGGACAUGAAACUGUUUUAAGGACUGAGAGAGCCAAAAACAAAAACAGUCUGACAAGGACUGGGUUGCAAUUAUGUGUGACCAAUUAAACAACAACUGUCUGGGAGGACUGUCUCUCUCAGCUCCCCGUCUCCCUCUAGUGGUCACUCAAAGACUGUGUAUGUCAGUGAUCUCUGGUCAUCUCACCUGCCAUCUUUUGAUGAUGAAAAACAUGAACUUUUGCAGCUUUCUCUCCGAGUGUUAUACUUGAUAUGUUUGUAGUGUGACAUCUGCAACCAUGAAAAUACGUGAGGAAUAUCACGUCUGUAAAUUUCAUACAGAAGAAAAAAUCCACAACAAAACAGAGAGAACAUCUCACCUCCAGGCAGGAGUUAGACUUUGGACUGCUGAUAAAACAGAGAGUGAGGAAAACAAAAACACAAAAGCAAAAGAUUUCUCAAGAGAGCUCUGAGCAAAUAAUUCAGAUUUUUAUUCAUACGUUUGCAGAAUUACAGGAUAUCUAUUUUAUGGUAUAGAAUUAGUACCAGAAUGAUAGAGACAAAGGUACAAGAGGAAUUUUUUACUUUAACUUUAACUUUUAAGUAUCAGAUCAUAUACAGGAAGAUAAUCAGAAGGAGGAAUUUUCUUAAUCUCAACUUGAUUUAUUCUUUUUUUUUUUUUUUUCAAAAUGACCAGAGGAAACUUCCUCAUAGACAUUUUAUACAUGCUAAAAAUACUAAAGGCUUAAAAAGCUCUAAAAAAAUUUAACCUCUCUUUCAAAGGGUGAAAAAAACUUUUUAUUACUACACUUUUUAAAUUAAGAUAUAAAAAAAACUCCUGAAAUGACAAAAAUCUUUAUUUUAUGAAUGACCUUCAGACAUUUUUUCUCAACACUCUUAAUUUUAAACCUUAUUUCAAAAUAUGAGAUAAUAACACUAAUACUACUACUACUAAUAAUAGUUAUAAAGUUUCUCCUUUUGCCCUGAUACUCAUCAGUACUUCCUAAUGAUACAGGCUGUCCUGAAGUUUCUAUUUCUCUCCCACCAGACUCUGUGCAGAAAAAAAUUAGGUCAGGAUGUGCAGAGAAAAUUUUGAUUGACAUAUUCAGACUUAUUUGUACUUUUGAGUUUGAACUGUUUCUGUGUAUCACUGUACACAGAAAACUACACAAACAUUAUGCCUGCUUUUAAAACCAUGAAAUAUGACACAGAUAUUCAAAACAAAUCCAGUGAGAAUUUUUAACCCUCAGAUGAUGGUUGUUGAUGAAGAAAAAAGUGCUAUAAAACUUUAUCCAUUUCUGUUUUGUAACUGUCCAUAUGUCCAACAACAACAUAGAGUACAAAGGGAGAACGAGGAGGGGAUUACAUGAGCGAUAAAACCAGGGAUUAAAUGCCACAACAUGAUAUGAUAAGAUAAUUAUAGCAUAGUUGGUAAAGUAGAAGGCACAGUCAUAAAGACAAGAGUCUGAACACAUUUGCAGCAGAAGUUAUGAGAGAAUAUUAAAAAUAUAUAUACUGAACCUUCAAACAUGUCUGUCUCAAAAACAUGUUUACAGAUUAUGCAUGUCAAUGUGCUUGUAUGUGUGUGUUUAUAUGCAUACACUACAUUUAUGCAAAACUUUUCUAGUUAAGCUUUUUAUAAAAAGACACCUAAUUAUUCAUUUUACAGCAUUAUGCCAUUAUACUAUACACAGUGCAUUUGGCGGUUUCUUCAGUUUGAAGGGAAUUGCCUUCAAUCAAGCAGAUUGAUACAAAUUUCCACAAGUUUAUCUACAAACCAUGCAGACCAUGUUUUUGGCUUUAUUUGAGAGGACAUGAACGUAGGCAAAGGAGGUAACAUACAGUAAAUACAGUAAUGACGCUGCAGGGUUGUCCACUUGAGUCCUGACCUCCAUGUACAGUGCGUGCAGGUUGACCACUGAACUAGCAGAGCCCUUAUUAUAAAGAAUCUAACCUUUUUUCAGAUGUAAGGUAUUACAUAUACACUUAAUAACUGAGACCUGAUAUCGCAGCAUUUGCUGUGGUGUGUCCAGAGAACAGGGGUGCCCUGAAGGGUGGCCGGGGGGCAUGGGCCACGGUUGGCUAUUUGCCUUGUCAGAGGCAGGAUUAUGUUUAUAUCAACUAUUUGUAUGUUGUACCACAUUUCUUUUGUCAAUACCUUAAAUUUUGACUAUAGGCAUAACAUUAACUUUUUUAGUUCUCCAUAAAUGAAGCUUGGCAGAUUCAGAUGUUUCCACUCUGUCAUUUAAGUGUAUUAGAAAGGUCAUCAAAUUCCCUGUAUUUUCAGUAUAGCAAGCCAUUAGUGGUCAACAGUUUACUCAAAUAAGUUUGCCAUCUUUGCAGUGGACUACCAUUCUGAAACAGCUCUAAUUUACUCACAGUCUUGGCAGUGUUUCUUACACACAGACAAUACCAUGGCAGGCCACCUGGGUAUAUUUGCAGACAAUUCAAGCAGUUCUCUCUUUUUUAUCUUCCGUUUAUGAUUGUCUUAUACGAUGAAUGCACUUACAGUUUGUAUCUCAUUGAUGCAGAUAGAAAGAGUACAUGAAUAUUACUCAUGCACACAUGCCACCCUGCAGAAGUCAGUUUAAGGUGGGCCACCCCAAUUAGAGAAAGUCUGGAUCUGGCCUUGGCAGGAACCUCAUCCGGGAGUCCUUGUUUUUUAAAAAUGUUGCUACAAUUAAGGUCAACAAGAAUAAAUGUACACAAUUUGAGCAAUAAAUAUAUAUAUUUUUUAAUUUAAAAUAAAUAGUAAAAGAUAAUAUUUUUAAUACUGCAUGAGAUCUGCAACUUGCACUACAAUGCAACACUGAAACAAGAUAUUUGAGAUGGGUUCAAUAAAAAUAAAUAACUCUGAGCUUUUGUUGAUCUUCUGUGUUGAGUUGCAUCAGACAGCUGCUCAAAAUUUUCUGCACGGCUUCACAUUAGAGUCAAAAAUGAUGCAACUGGGGCUCUGAAGGAGACUCACAUAUCUGCAGGCAAACUGAGUUUUGGUGACUCGUUCUGCUUUGAUGAUGACAUUCAGAAACUUUUCAUGACAGAAAAGUUUUGAUCAAAAGAGACAGAGGGCAAGUCAAGUACAAUCUCCUGUGAACUGAACUGCAGAUAUGAAUGUUUACAGUGCUGUAAAUAACAGGCAGUGAUCAGUGUGUUGAUGGUCAGUGUUAUUGAAGGUGGAAACAGUGUCAGUCAGCGUGAAUAUAAAAAUUAUUAGUAUAUUCUAUAUAGAGUAUAUUCUUACAUACUGUUAACACUGAACACACGCGGACUCAUUUCUGAGAAAGAAAACCCUCUUAAACUCUGGAUCUCAUGUAUCAUUUUCAAAGUGAAUUAUCUCCAGGAUCAUCUGACUGUAUGUCGCAUUAAGCCUGAAACAAAGAGUCAAUGUGAGAGUAAAGAGGAGCAGUGUCCUUUGGAGAGACUCAUUAGUUUCAUUGGUGUGUCUCUUCCCACCGUUUCUAAUCACACCACCGUCAGCUCAAACUAAAAAGUCACCAGAUGACAUGUCCCUCCUUGUUUUUAAGAGUAGAACAUAUUUAGAUGGGAUGAUGCUGCAGAUGAAUACAUAACUAAAAUUUUAACGGGAUACAUUCAGCAGCCAGGGCUUCCAAAUCCUCGACAGCACAUAGUAAAAAAAGAAAGACUAGAAAACUGAAAGAGCCAUGAAUGCUGAGAAAUGAGCAUCUUCUGUACAUUUGACAUGUAGCUGUUGAACUGCCACUCUCAUCUACACAUUAAGAAUAUGUUUACUUACAUCAUAUCUAUGCACAUGAUCUGCUUUAAUAUAGUAGUUCUGCUUUUAAGCCAAGCGUGUCACUAAUCGAAAACCUCUCCCAUGUCUGUAGGCUAUUACCAAACACAACAAAACAAGGCAGCUGACAGGGGCUAGCGUGUCUCUAACCUGGCUAACAGAUCAACAACUUGUGUUAAGUUGCAGUUACAACAGUUUCACCUGACUUGUGUGAGUGUCCCAGUUUACAAAGAUAGAGAUUUACUGACAAGAGUAUAUCUGUUACAGCUGCAGUGAGUGGUGAUAAGUUUUUAAUGGUCUUUUUUCCAGUUGACCUGUUAGAUCACAUACUAAAACAAUCAACAAACAAGUUAGCUAAGAGGCUAAAGCCAAGGCUAAGCCAGUUUGAGGCAGAUUGGGGUGGGUGUACACAUGCAAGAACAAAUUAAGUACCAAUCAGAGUUAGUUCAACCAAAACUCACAAUACCUCAACCCGUUAUAUUUAGGAUUUUUGAUUGCAUGGUCCUGAAAACAUAAAAAGCAAUCAAUAUCUUAUAAUAUACAGUCAACUUAAGGCUUCAAAUUAGUAGUUUUUACUGUUUUCCAACAGAUUGCACCAUUUACUCAUUGUCAUCCCUCAGUACACAAACAAAAAUUCUCCUCAUAACCUCUAUGGAUUCUAGUCCAGUUGCUGAGGGCCAACAUAAUGCAAAUUAAAGGGUCACGGGUCAGAAAACAAACAUUGUUUCAUUCAUAAACAGGCCUAAAGUGGGUGAUUUUAAAAAAAAAAUUUAUGAUGUGAUGUAGUAUUGUCAAUACUUGUUAUUUUUGCAACACUUUUCUGGUGUGUUCACUCUUAGGACUUAAUCUUCCAGGUCGAAGGAAGACAGUAGCACCACUGACUGGUCUUAACCGCUACGUAUUGUGACAGCCAUGUGCAGCGAAGAAACCCACCAUGAAUUAAAGAUCAUUUCAAGUUGCUUGUGGCAAGUCAUGGUGGCGUCAUAACGAUGCAUGACCAUGGCAAAGAUUGAGCCAGAUCAUAAGGGCCAUCUUCUGGGUGAAAAGAUUUACAGUAGGGAAGGAAUGCAAGCAAUAAUCACCAUAGGAGCACCGAGCAGACAAGCUACCUUAUGUUUUAAUUUCUCCAAUGAUCUUUGCUUUGUUUUUAUUAUCUCAGGAUGGCCAAGCUUUCUUUUCUUAUGGAAACAGGCUAAUUGUCCAGCAGAGUAGGGAGGAUAACAUACUAGAUCACAACAUACCAUGCUGCCAUUGCUCACACCAACAACGUAGCCAAGCCAAUCUACAUGUUUGUUUUUUGCUUUUGCAACUGUGGGGAUAGAGGUUGAUAUCAUCUGAGGUGAAGUUGGGAUCCAGAGAUUAAAAACUGAAAUUUGUACUUGUUAUCACAGGAACAUGGAGAUAGUAAAUCAUAUAUAUCUUUGUCUUUUUGAAGCCGCAGAAGCUGGGUCCAUUUCUUCUCUCUCACUGGUGCAUUCAUAAAUUGACCAAAGUCCUUAUGGUUGAAAACAACAAUACAGAUGAUGUCGUGGUAACACCUUCUCUCCAAUUGGUCACUAGAUGACAGUUUUUUUCUGUUUCUAAGCCACUAUGGCCUCCAUAAUAGGGAAAUCAAGACAAUGAUUAACUGUGAGAGUUUGAGGUCAUGAGCAGCACAAACAGAGCGGAUGCAAAACAACACACCUGCUUUGUUAAGGUCAUAAAUCUGGACUUACUUCUACAGCACUAAUGUCAAUUUUCACUGUGAGGGGGAUUACUGCUAGAAAACUUAAGACUAGAACAAUUAGUUCUGCAUCUGUGCUGGAGGAAUCUUGUAGCAUUAAUUAGAUAACAGUGAAAAAAAGGAAAAUAAAAAAGUGAAUGAAAGUUUUUGUCAUGAGGAGUUAGCGUGGCUCCCUGAUAAUUUGGCCGUGAAUUUCCCCUGAAGAGUAGAGCGGUAGGGUCUUAAAAUACUGAUCAAACACAGAUAAAAUCAGUGAGGGGAGAAGAUUUGUUAUUUAAGAGGCCACAAUGCUCACCAUGUGCUGCAAAACAAACCAGGCUUUACUCUCGACGGUGACCUGUAGUGCCCUGUAUUAUCUGCACCUCACUCUGCUCUGAGCCAGUGAGGGUGAGAUACAGUAUCUUAUCUGGUCAUUACUUCUGAUACUCCAGAGAAAAGUCACUCAGUUUCAUGGAGGGGUGACAAACCUAAAGUUCCUUUUGUUAGAGAAAAAUAUAUAUACUCUAUCAAUCACUGAAUAUCACCUCGGUUCAGGGUAAACUGUGAAACACAACUUUAAACAGUAAUAUGGGGAUAACAUCUGGGCUUCAUCGGGGAAAGGUAUCAUCUGGAUACGAAUGAUAUGAAUUACAAAAUUCUCUUUUUAUCUUUUGGGAUCAUGAUAAUCCUGCUCAUGUUUGAUAAAAUAAAUCAGGAUCAACAGAUUUUGGAGGAUUACCAUCUCUGGAUCAACCAAAAACCAAACUACAGACUUCUAUCCUCAGGGGUGCUUGAAUCUGCAAAAACUAAAAGAUCCUCUCAUUUGCUUUUAAUUCAAUGUGAUGUUUUUAUCGAUGCCACUAAAACCUUAAUUCUACCUUAAUUUUCUAAGACGCAAAAAAGAAAAUGAAAAGAGGAAAAUUUCAUAAAAAUUCGUACGUAUCCAAGCUACUGUAAUGAGGUUUUUUUUUUCAAGUUUUAUUUCAACCCUAACACCAAGGGAGUUGGUUUGUGCUUUUAAUGUUGACCAGAAAAAACAAAAGAAUUUCAGAGGUUUAGAAAUAAUCGUAACCUCAUAUUUGAUUAAAAGUAGAGCAAAACAACAUAUCUGGGCUUAAAACUGAUAAUAUCAUAUUAAUUUGUGAAAAAUAUGAACUAAUUUUAAAUUUAGAGAAUUUUAAAACUCACAUUUUACAUCACCCUGUGUUCACAUGGGAUUCGAGAGCAUCUUUUAGCCUAUGCAGUGAUUUCUACUACAGAGUUAUGUCUGUUUUUAGUUUGGUUCCACUUCAAGAUCACUGGCAUUCAGUAUUAAUUAACACUCAGCCUUUGACUUAUUUAAAUAUUGAUUACUGUUCCAGUGUUUUGUUGUUCUCAAAGCAACUUUUUCGAAAUAUGUUACUGGUGUCAAAUAUAAAACAAGCAUAUAUAUUUUCCAUGACACACUAAUUUGUUUCAGUUUCAACAUGUGUUGUGAUGUCUUUGUAGUAUUAUUGAUUAAAUAUGUGGUUUAAAUGUUUCUCAAUCAUCAAAAUCUGAUUCCAUCAAUCAUUUACUCACUGUCACAACUCUUUAUAAUGUUAGGGUUAUACAUUAUGUUCCCAUAAUCUAGUCUGAAUCCAGCCCUACACUUGGAUUAAGACCAUCUUUUUUUUUUUUUCUCUUGCCCAGUCAAACCCCAAUCCUCCGAAGGAGCUCUGAGAAAUAGAAACAGGUGUAUUUGUCUGGUUAAAAAAAAAAAAAAAAAAGGGUAACUUGAUCCUGUCCAAAAAGUUUAAUCUGAUCAGACUGUUUUUCAACAACUGGGCCCAGUAGUCUGUCCUGAGAGUGUGAGUUAAGGUCUGGAGAACAUAGACUGUCUUACAGUGGAAGGACGUCCUCUCUGCAGGUCCAUCAGUUUCCUCUUCUCUUGGUUAUUUUGCUGUCCUUGAGCUCUAUUGCACGUGAUUCAAAAACACAACCUUAGUGUUUGGUGAUCCCUGAGUUCAUUUUGACCUCUCAAAGAUAAGACCUGUCCUUUCACUACUAUGAGUGACCACAGUCCCCUGUAAUCAAUACCUCCUCACUUAUAGGGCUACAAAAUAUAAUAAUGCUCUUUAUCCUUCUUAACAUGCCCUGAAAUAUUCCUUUAAUUUCAUCCCAAAAUACAACCAAAAUUUAUAAUGUUAAAACCAUUACUGUAGAGCAGACAAAUAACUGAUUGGGCUUAAAUCAAUUUAUUGGACUUUGGUCAAUUUAUGAAUGCACCAGUGAGAGAGAAGAAAUGGACCCAGCUUCUAUGGCUUCAAAAAGACAAAGAUAUAUAUGAUUUACUAUCUCCAUGUUCCUGUGAUAACAAGUACAAAUUUCAGUUUUUAAUCUCUUGGACAGUAAACAACAACAACAACAACAACAACAAAAGUGUGGUACUAGCAAAGUGAAAAUUUAGUCUAAGCUAUCAGAAAUAUCAGUAAUUGGUAAUCCUUAAAUACAUUCCAAGGAUGUAAUUUAUUUACUUUAUUUUAUUCAAUGGUUUAAUACCCACUUUAAUGAAAAUCAUGUUUUUCUUCUUUUUUUUUUAACUUGUUAGAUGGCAUUUUUCUGAUGCUACAGAACAUAUCAUGACAAAACAAAGUGCAAAAUAGCAUUUCUGAGUAUUUCUGCAUUCAAAUUGCUGUGAAUUUCUGGCAGAGACCCAAACAGCAGGCUCAAACGCAGUGAGAUUUCCUACAUCACAAAUCCAAGAUGAUAACACUUAGUAAAAAAAAUAGUAAAAAAAGAAACAAUCGGAGCAGGAUUUUAAAGAGCAUGGAAAAAGUUGUUUUUGCUGAAAAGCCUCAGUUACUCCUUGGUGUUUCAGUGUGAAGGGGACCACAUUGGUCCUUCUGCUCUUGUUUGUUCUGAUAAAUCUGUUGUAUUGACAAGGUUUUUUAUUGAUUGGGCUGAGCUUGUCAGAGCUGAAUAAGCCACGUCUCCUUUUUAGGCUAAAGGCUACAUUAGUUGUUACACUGUAACCUCUCAUCUGUUCACAUAGAAUCAGAAACACUUCAAAACUGCUCCAGUGGGAAAAUCCACAUAAAAACUCUGACAACAUCUUAAAUGGUCUGAGAAAAUUUAGAUACAGUUUCUUAUGUCUGCUAACUUGACGUCACACGACACAGGAACACAUCAGAGGAAGGUUUGUGUUGGUUUGAUAGUACAAAGUUUUUAUUGGCUGUAUGUCAAUUUAUGGCUUUUUCAGAACUUUUAACAAGGUUUUAGUUAUGACCUUUAAAUGAUGUCCACAUGGAGUACUCUGAAAAGUCUGAAUGGUUAUACAAAACAUCCUCUGAGUCUUUUCAGAUUAUGACUUCAGACUCAUGAGCAUGAGCAGGCAAAAAUAAGUUUAAAACCUGGGAGUACUGGCCAUCCUCAAAGCAUGGGAAAGUGUUGAAAAAAAAAAAAUGAUAUCCUUUAAAUCCUGCAUUAUGACUCAGGAGAUGUCAUAUGUGUAAAUCUAUUUAUCAGCGAGAAAACUAGUAACAUUCAAAACUUGCCCAGCAGCAGCUAAAGUAAAUGAAGUAGAGCAAAAUGGUGUAGAAGAUUACAGCAUAUAUGAAGGAUUUAAUUGCUUAAAAGCUCACAUGAACCUCAGUGACAUGUCCAAUGUCAACUCUUCAUAUCAGUCUGCAUACACAGACUUCUAUUUUUGUGUGUUUGUUUUUUGCAGUAGAGGCACAGUGACUAACGCUGUAUUGAUCCAUUGUUUGGGCUUCAACUGAGGAUAGAGAGGAACCGAGUGCUCACGUGAACCUUAUACACCAAAUCUAUCAAUUGUUGAAUUUCUAAUACAAAAUAAGGCUUUUCUUAAUGAAUAACAGAGAAUAAUUGGAUUUAGAUCAUUCAAUAAGUGAAAAAAAUUAGCAGAUCUGUUUAAAUGAGAACCCCUAUAUAAGGUAAAUGAUGAAUAAAAGAAAGAUAAUGUAAAACUGAAAAAAAAGAGUUUUCUCUAGUUUUUAUUUGAGGUUGGUUCCCAUAAAAAUGACCAUGUUUACAACCUGGCACAAGAAAUGGUUUUGGAAUUUUUACCCAACUUCUUUAAUUCCAUUGUCUGUUUGCAGUAAAAUUUCACCAAUUAUGUGUUGGAGUCCAAAUGUAUGAUCCUCAAACCAACUCAAUAAAGGCUCAAAUUAUGAUCAAAAUACAUUCAGUUUGACUCUUCCUCUAACUCGACUCAAAGGAGAUUGAAGCCAAUCAUUACUUAGUAAAUAAUCUUAAUCCCAUUAUUCUCUGAGUAAAAGUUCAUCAACGUCAUUUCUUUUUCUUUUUAACAACACUAUUUUUCCUUUUUUUCCAAAGCUGGUGAAGACCACUGACCUGGAUCCCAGGCAUAACUACGUCCUGGGUUUCCAUCCUCAUGGUGUUCUGGUGGCCGGAGCCUUCACCAACUUCUGCACCUACGCCACAGGCCUACGACAGCUGUUCCCUGGACUCACCACCUACCUGCUUAUGCUGCCUCUUUGGUUCAGAGCCCCCUUCUUCAGAGACUACAUCAUGUGUGCAGGUGUGAAACUGAAUGAGAGUUUUUCUGUCUAACAAAUUAAACCAAGUUAACAAAGUAAAAAGUAUAUUCUUAUCAAAGAUGAGACUGACCAACUCUUGUGCCAUAGUCACCCUUGAAUGAAGCAAAAGCCAGAACUAAUAACAUCACCACCACUUAGGGCUCUAUCUUCUUGUACACCUGGGACGUGGCGGAGGGUGGUGGACUCGCGCACUUGUAUUUUCAUCUGACGGAGCCCGGCGUACAGCCAGUUUGGUAUUUUUGUGGACUGAGGCACACCGAGUUCCACCAAGCUGGGCGUGGUGGCGUGGCAGGGGGAGGUGUCGACAGAAUCAGCGGGUGCAGUGAUAUUUUCGUGCUCGCCGCAGGCGUAUAAAGUGCGCUGAAAGCUCGCCGAUGCAAACUUGGUCAGCUUUCAGCGCAGGCUGAGUUCAGCUGGUCUAGUGGUAUUUUGGUAGACCGGCGGCAUAUCGGCAUACAUCACAGAUGCCUCAACGGCAGAUUUCCAGUGUCAGGCACAUUUCAGCGCUAUAAAUAAUUGACAACAAAUAAUAAUCUGACUCAGCACAUACAUUUAGAUCUAUAUCGAUAUAUUCUGAUCUAUAUCUAAUCUGAUGAGUGCAUUUGGCACGCAUUUGGAUACUCAACCUGACCGAAUCAACACAGCUGAAACCGCAUUAAAUUUAAUAUCUAGUAAAUAAACACACAUGAUGAAGUUAACAAGAUAUGUAAUUUGUCUCCCUCCUUUUCUUUCUUCCUCUUAUUUCUCGCACAGCUAGACCUGGACACAUCUCUGUGUCCUCUCCCCGUCCUGCUGCUGCAGCGGCUGAACAGAUGAUUUGUUUCAGUGAUCAGAUGAGUUAUUUACUUUAAGCCUACAUACAUAUACAUAAGCCUACAUAUUAUAAUAUUCAGUUUUGUGGGCCAAAUUUAUUUUAUAUGCCAACAUCUAUGAAAGAAAGAGCCAGGCCACGGAGCGCGAUGCAUCAUUUACGCACAGAUGGUUCCGAUUUUAAUGCCAUUAUUGGAAUUUAUGAUGUGAUCUUUGCGCUCAACCCACCUUUGUCACGUGAGUUUUGAAUAUGAGCAACUUUAUGUGAGUGUCUUUAUUUGUGGAAAAGGGUGUUUGUCUUACUAGUGGGUUCAACAUUACGCACACCAAAUCCAUCUGUGCUUAUAUGAGAGAGUGUGGAGGACGCCCAAUGCAGUGCUUACAGUGACACUUGUUGAGGGGCUGCAUUUUGUCGCCAUCGUGUGGCUUAAGACAUGUCUUGAUCUCUUUUACUACUCCACGAAGAUUGUAAUACGCCUUGCCGAUGGCGGAUUUAAAGGCGAGGAGAGGAGCUGAUGUUAUUGGUCAAUACAGGUCUCGGCUGUGUUAAACCCACUCCCAGCCUCUAUCCUCCCUCCCUAUGACUUACGCCGCUGGGAGGAGCUGAGUUAGGGAGGGGGUAUACUUAUGCCGGGCUGCGCCUCUCACCAAAAUACCAAAUUGUGCUUGGGAACGCCUUGUCGGCGCGGCAGACCUGACUUACACCGCGUCGCCGGCAAGGCACGAAAAUAGAGCCCUUAAAGUUUAAGUUUCUCAGCAGUGCUGUGUAGCUGAGCUGUUGCCUGGAUUGCAGGACAGGGUGUUACUCAUUAUUGGAAUAGUUGGGUCCAGUUGCUCCUUUUUCAAAACCCCCCCAAAAAAAAAAAAAAAAAAAAAAAAAAAACAUUUUUUGGGGUUGCCACAGAGUCAUCUGUGAUCAACAGAGGUGAAUUGUGCUGCUCUCCUUUAUAGGUAUUGAUCUGAUAUGACAGGUUUGAUCAGGUAUCAGGUGACCAUAGAUGUCUUUGAAAUCUUUUGUUCAUCAAAUAAAAGGCACAUAAGGAGGUACUUUUGAUGCAUCACUACCUUUUGUGUGUGUCGUGUUGUGUUGUGUUUGGUUAGUAGGAAAAAUAACAGGAUGAAGUUCAUGUAAACUUAAUGUAUUUGCUCAAUUGUUGAAUAUAAAAUAUAGGAAGCACAAAAUAUACCAUCUGCAAUCUUUUUUCGUUGUUUUUUAGGCACAAAAUCAUUUUUUAAAAAAAGGUAAAAGGUAUGGUGUUGGCUAAGAUAGUAAGUGAGUGUUGAUACCUGGACUCACAAGGCAAAUGAGCAUUGACAGCACGGGUCAAAGGCAGCUUUCUGACUGCGAGCCACAUAAUAUGAGCAAACAUCAUGUGGCCAUCAAUGUGGCCCUGACAUAAAACUGACAUAUACACUGAAUGGUGUAUUUUAUCAUAUCCCUGAUCAUUUGUCAUCACAACCCUGCAGGUCUGAUCCCCUCAGAUAAAGAGAGUGCCAGUUAUCCACUACAUAGGAACAAAGGAGGCCAUGCUGUUGCAAUUGCUGUUGGUGGUGCCCCAGAGGCCCUGGAUGCCCACCCUGGCACGUUCAAUGUCCUCUUGGCAAAGAAGAAAGGCUUCAUCAAAAUGGCCAUGGAGCACGGGUAAGAUCAAAUAUUUAACCUUCUGUUAAAUACAGCUUGUGUUAAAUGUUGCAACAUUACAUUUUCAUGUCAGGAUUGUUGCUGCCCCCCAAAUUAUGAUGAUAAUACUAUUAAGCAAUUUAUGGGAAUUUUUGAGAGAAACAAUGAUCAGUAAAAUUCAGAAAGGGUAAGACAAGAGUGGUGUGUUAUUUCUCUAUAAACUUUACUAAUAAUAUAUCUGACUUGCUUGCAAAAAAUCAUCCAUCUCUAAUGAUGUUCAAAGUCAUUUAAUAAGCUCUGUCACAGAAACUUCUUUAUAAAAAAAAAACAAAAAAAAAACUCAUCAUCUUCUCAUCAUGUGAGCCUAUAUUACAUGUUAUCAACAAACACCCUAUUUAUUUGAUAAAACCUCCAAAAACUCUCAUGUAGAGAGGACACUCGCAUCUUUUUGCAACAUCAGAUUAAAAAGUGUUAGCUAGCUAAGUUGUUGCUGCUGUUCCUGCAGUUUCAUUUCAUGUUAUGACGGACUGUAACCGUUGUAAAGAAAUGCCACUGCUCCUUUCUAUGACCCAGUAUUGAACAAUAAAACAACUCCAUUUGAUCAAUUUAACAACACUUUUUGUCAUAAAUCUGUUUUCAGGGCUCACCUGGUGCCAGUCUUCUCUUUCGGAGAGAAUGAAGUGUUUGAUCAGGUGGACAACUCACGGGGUACCUGGUUAAGAUGGACACAGGAACAUCUGCAAAGCAUCAUGGGUAUCUCUCUGCCUCUUUUCCAUGCUCGUGGUAUCUUCCAGUAUUCCUUCGGUCUCAUGCCCUACAGAAAACCCAUCCACACAAUAGGUCAGUAAACAUUAUGCUUAUUUAUCAAAGUACAGUACAGACUGCGGUGAGUGAGAGUGCUGACAGUUUCUCUACUGAUUCAUUCACUGUGUUGAUGCUGUGUAACUGGGUCAUAAUCAAGCUCAAGUCAAGUUGAUUUGUGAAGCACAUUUCAUGUAAACAAGCAUCAAAUGUGCUUUACAUAACUCAAUACGAGUGACCCCUGCAGGGUUUUAACCUCAGCCUGAGAGAUCUUUGUCAUUUCACUAAUGUGUCAGUUAAGUGAGUAGGACUAAAUGUAUGUCAAUAUAGCAAACCCUACCGCCAGUCCCCUCUGAUGCCUUUUGGCCUCAAAAACAUCAAGAUAUUAAAGUCUAUCCUAUGGGGUAUCUAGGUUUCACUUUUGUACAACAGCAGCAGCCGAAGAGCUCCAGUCCAUUAUUCAUGUCUGGUUGUGAAGUUGCCUUGAUGAGAGCCUCUCCUUCACAGGCUGUCCUGCUGUGAAAGAAAACAUUUUCUUGUCAAUCUUUUUUUUCCCCAAACUUACCAUGUGUGAGAAUAUGUGGAUGAUAAUAGUUAAACUUUUUAUAAAUGAGACUCAAAGUAUUUAAAACAACCAUUCAGCUAUACUGAAGGAGAUUAAAACUAGUAAUGAGCACAACAAAGUCAUUGAGAAAAUAAUUAGUAAGGCAGUUUCUUACUUAGGAUUAAAACCAUUUUUUCUUAUAUAUAUCUGUGUACAGGUAACCAGUUGAGUCGCCCCUUUCUAGACAGUUUAAACUAUAUACGUUUCAGGCACUUCUGACCCGGUUUAAGAUUUGAAUCCAAAAGGCUACCUACACUUAUUUGAUCCAGUCUGUAAUGCCUGUAAGUCGACAAAAACCUUUGGUACAGUAUCACCACUCAUGUGUUUCUUCACCCGCUGUUGAUUUUGGCAGAAAGCAUCUAAAGACACAUAGUUGCCAAAAAGAGUUUGUGUGAACGUGAACAAUAUCAGACUGAUAAAGAGCAGGAUUUGUCAACCAGCUGAGAUGAUGCCCAGUCUGCUGCACACUCAGCAACAGUGAAAUCAGUAGCUGAUUGGCCUGUAAGACCAUCAUGCUCUGGAUCAACAAACCGAUAAAGUUGCAUCAAACAGACAACAUUAGAAAUCAGAAAGUAAACUGACUGAGUGUGUUAUCCUUCACCUCUUCACCUCUCUGCAGUGGGGCGGCCGAUCAGAGUGGAGAAGAACGAAAAGCCGACAGCAGAGCAACUCGAUGGCCUCCAUCAGCUCUACAUGGACGAGCUCAGCAACCUGUUUGAGGAGCACAAAGGAAACUACGGAGUGGACAAGGACACACAUCUGAACUUUGUCUAAAUGGACUAACAACUGAAGGAUUCAAGUGCAUAUUUAUUUUUAAAGCUGUGGUGGUCAGACCAAGAUCAUUUUAGCCUCUGAUAAACACUGUACGCUCUACUCUGCUAACAACAACCAUCAUUUACAAAUAAAUAAACUGUAACCGGUUAUAUACACCAUACAACAACUCUCAUUUUACCAGCUACUGUAACGAUCACAGACGACUAAAAUCCAGAGGCAUCAUCUGAUAUUUCAAUGAAAAAACAAUCAAUCAAUAUGCUGAUGCUAGCUGAGUUUCAACAGCAAAAUUUUGCAUUUGACUAAUUCCUACAUCCUAACACUGUUUGCUAACUGAUGUUAUAAGCUUAGGUCUAAGUCCAUGCAUAUUCAGGUAUUUGAGCUUCUCUGUGAGAACUUAUUAGUCUAUAAAGUCAAACUCUACAUGGUGGCAUGUCUUAUUUAGCAUCUUCUUGGGCAAUAACAGUGUUCUUUAAAUUAUCUUUGCUCUGGUGAAUGUCAAAAAUACUGAACAUGAUAAAGUUAUUAGAUUGCAUCAAUGUGUGAUGAUCAAGUAAAGCUAGCUUGUAAGCAUGCAAUUAAACCUUAUGGUACAAUCGUUAAGCUGCCAUCUUGGUAUAUACAUAUCAUAUCCACUCACUGAAACUUUGCUGUUUCUUCCAUCAACUUGUGUAGAGAAAUAAUCUGAGGAAGCACUAACUAAAGAUUUUUUUUCAUGAGGGAUGUCCGUGCAGGGCAGUGCGUUUUGUGAAAGAUGUGCUUCUUUCUCAAACAGAGUCAAAGGUUGGUUCAGAUUGCAGCAUCAGAUUCAGACACUGUCAUGAAACAUCAGUAAUUUCAACAUACUGUAACUUUCCAAAUACUUUUUACAUGGACAAUAAAAAUCUUGCAUACACUACAAAA